Messenger RNA from Musca domestica (house fly), 3675 nucleotides. RefSeq lists its product as uncharacterized. The record is from RefSeq and is a predicted model, not a curated record. Gene Ontology annotation, biological process: circadian rhythm; regulation of DNA-templated transcription. The transcript has 3 exons. Lineage: Eukaryota; Metazoa; Arthropoda; Insecta; Diptera; Muscidae. The coding region runs from base 1051 to 3432 and encodes 793 amino acids. Gene Ontology annotation, cellular component: nucleus. Gene Ontology annotation, molecular function: DNA binding; DNA-binding transcription factor activity.
CGUGUUGCUGCAACGUGACCACAGCGCUACGCUAAGAACCCGAACAGUAUUGGCCAAAGUGAAAGAGCUGACGGCGAGAAAGCUUUUCUAUUCAAUUGCGUUUUGGCUGUCUAAGCUAACGGUUGUCUUGAAAAUCUAACAACGGAUAAAACUAGAAAAACACAAAAUAAAUAUAUUGAACGCUGAGAGAGAUAGAUACGUGAAUAAUAUAAACAACAAGCCAGAAUAAGUUUUGUAGAAUACAAAUAAUCAGAAAAAAAGAACAAAUCACAGAACAAAAAAUCAGUUAAGAAAAAAAAACAACGUGAGCGUAACGUGUAACGUAAUAAAUACCUUAUAUGGACGUUUUUUAAAUGGACUCGCAAGAAAUCUAGAACUAGAACGGCCAACAACAAAGAACAUUGUUUUUCGUGGAAUCAUCAUCGCCAGGCAUUAUCGUUGUAUCGACGAGGUGCAUUUGAGUGCCGGUCGGGUAAUAAAACCCCAAAAGUCUAAAACGCAAAUCUUGGCCAAAACAAUUCUUGGUAAAAAAAAUGGAAUCAUCCUCAUCAAAAUAAACAACAGUUCAUGUGAAAAGAACGAAAGAAAGAAAGAGAGAAAUCCCCUCACCAAUAAAAUUGUGAACAGCAAAAAAAAAAAAAACAAAGAAUUGCAGCAGCAAUUCUCUGAUGUCGUCUGCAAAUCUGAAAACAAAUUUCAAACAAAGUGCAAAGAACUUUAGAAAAUGUGACAAUUGAAAUAACAUAAAAAAAAUAUAUAAAAUCAAUUUUUAAAUAAACAAAUCACAGUUGAAUGGACUGAAUGUCUAACUUGAGUGUCGGACGUCUCAAAGAAAGAAAAAACAAUAAAAACAACAAAAACACACCAAAAUCAGCAAUGCGCAAUUAAUUUGAAAUUGAAAUUUUGAAAUUGCCUAAAAACAAGCAACCCAUACAUUGACACACAGAAGUGAUUUAAUGCACACAUGUGGAAAAUAUUGAAAACAAUUACAAAACCUGAACAACAGCAACAACAACGUAUUUUCUCAGCAGAUAAUUGAGUUUCAAUAAAAUGUCGAUUGUCUGCACUUUGGAGCAAAAAGUGAAUUUAUUUAAAGGUCCUGUGGCUACCAAGAAUUUACUUAUUUUAAAGAAUAACAUUAACAACAAUCCACAAAUAACACCAGCAGCAACAACAACAACAGCUAAUUCAACAACUAACAGCACCAACAACAAUUAUUCAUCAGCUGUUACAACCUUGCCCUCAGGCAAAUUACUAACGGAUAUUAAAAGCUCUUCGUCAUCGUCAGGAGCACCAAUUUCGGUGUCAUCCCUCAAGGAAAAAUCUUUGCUUUCAUCGGCGCCCAAUCAUCUAAUUAAGGGUCAGGAUUUCAAGAAUCGUUUAACUGUAACACCCACCACGGAGCUGCUACAGUUACAUCAGCAACAACAACAACAGCAGCAACACCAGCAACAUCUUCUAUUAACGGCCGUAGCAAAUAUGCCAGAAGUACUGCAAGCCGCAGCUGCCAACAGUUUGACAAGUAACUCCACAAAGUAUCACAGCAACCCAGCCCAAGGCCUGGUAACUCCGGCCACUGCUGCCGCCAUGGUUCGUAUGUCCACCAUGUCGCCCACACUUUCAAUGAACGGCAGCUCCAAUGAGGCCACAAAUGUUCACAGCCUAUCCAUGUACAAUGGGCCGGUUAGUCCCCAAUCCAGUGAUUCGGGCCACAGCAUGUCCGACAUGCAGCACAACAAUUACAUGAACUAUAACCCCGAUUUCACGGGCAUGACCAAACAACAGGUCAGCGCCGCCAAGGAAUUAUUUUCGCAGCGCAAACAACGAGAAUUCACACCCGACUGCAAAAAAGAUGACAGCUACUGGGAUCGUCGUCGGCGCAACAAUGAGGCGGCCAAGCGCAGCCGUGAGAAGAGACGUUACAACGACAUGGUUUUGGAACAGCGCGUGGUCGAACUGACCAAGGAGAACCAUGUCUUGAAAGCCCAAUUGGAUGCUAUCAAGGACAAAUUUAAUAUAUCCGGUGAAAACCUUGUGAGUGUGGAACAGAUCUUGGCCUCUUUGCCCACCAGUGAACAGGUUUUGAGCACAACAAAACGCUCCAAGCUCUCCACGCCCGCUACCAAUUUCAAUGGCAAUGCCAACUAUGGCACCUCCGGCAACAACCUGCAAGCGCAAAGAACUUCAGUGGAUGUCCUCAGUUCCUCCCACAAUGACAAAUUAACCGCCCAAAGUGUUAUCAAGCCGAAUGGUGCAGUGGCGGCGCCAUCUGUGAAUGGAGUUUCUCCCCUGCAUCAUCUGCCCUCCGCAAUAAAUGCAGCUGCCGCAGCCGGUCAUCAGCCCAGCAUACAGGCCACCCAGGCCUUAUAUGUGCCGGCAUCAGCAGCUUCAGCUGUUUAUGUUCCCGCCAACAUAAACGAAAGCCUAUCGUCCAAUACACCUCCCCACCAACAUCAUUCAGUGGUAGCUGCCGCAGCAACCACCACAACCAGUCUCGUCCCCACACAACCGCCCACUCCAAAUCUACAGAAUUUACACGUCCUUCAAGCCCUGAAUAGGAACUGUGAUUUUGAGAACAUACGCAAGGUUGUGGCAGCUGCCGCUGUUGCCAGCAAUGCUGCUGCCGCCGAUCUACCGUCCACUGUGAGUGGCCUGUAUGUGAAUCCCCAGGGAGCAGCUGCUGCAGCCAUCUAUGCCGGAGCCACACAACAUGUCCACAACCCCUUGUACACAAAACUCAGCAAAGAAGAGCACAGCUAUUUGCCAGCCACCAUGGUAGAGGGUCCAAUUGUUAGCUCCAGUGCUGGUGACUCGGUCAGCUCUUCGUCGCCCCGAGAAACAGCCAGCGUUUUGAAUCUGUCACGCCGAGCCAGUAGUCCCACAGCCUAUGAGCAUAUGCUGUCGUCCACCACACCAACAUCCUCUCGUCUGUCCUCCGCCAUGUCAUCGGCAUCGUCUUCGGGCGCUGUGUCGGGUGAUGAUGACCAUGAGGCCGACAAUGAAAUGGCCGAAGAGACUAAUGAACACAACCUCGCCAGUACCACAACAAGUCCUCACAGCAACGACUCCAACAACUGCUUGCCUCUGAAGCUAAGACACAAAUCUCAUUUGGGUGAUAAGGAUGCUGCUGCCACAGCCUUGUUGGCUUUGCAGCACAUCAAACAGGAGCCAAUCAGCAAUCGGGCAUCACCACCAGCCUGGGCUGAUAAUUCGGGCGACAAUUCAAGUGAUGAACGCGACUCGGGCAUCUCAAUACCCAGUCCCGAAUGGGCCGCCCAGUUCCAAAGAAAGGAUACCUGUACGGCCACAGCCGUGGUAACGGUGACACCCUCAGAGAGGGAGCACAUACUGAAGUCCAAAUUGGCCCGACUGGAAUCCGAGGUGGCAACCAUUAAAAAUGAUUUAUACAGCCGAUCGAAGUGUUGUACAUAAAUUGAGAGUGACACAAAAAGAGAGUGAAUGCGAGAGAGAGAGCGAGACAGAUUGUUUUGAGGUCAUGUUAAAGUUUUCACAUUGAAAAAUGAAAUUGAACCCCUGAAAGGAAAAGGGAUACCUUUUACUAAAAUUCUUGCAAAACUUUUCAAUUUAUUUAUUUCGUUUAAAAUACAAGGAGAGAGAGGAUAGACAAUAAUUAGACAUGUUAGGAAUAAAAAAAAAAAAAAAACAAAAAAACAA